Solanum pennellii is the source of this 600-nucleotide messenger RNA. RefSeq lists its product as uncharacterized. The record is from RefSeq and is a predicted model, not a curated record. The transcript has 2 exons. The coding region runs from base 1 to 600 and encodes 199 amino acids. Gene Ontology annotation, molecular function: RNA-DNA hybrid ribonuclease activity; nucleic acid binding. Lineage: Eukaryota; Viridiplantae; Streptophyta; Magnoliopsida; Solanales; Solanaceae.
AUGGAUUUGUUGAAGUACAUUUUCCCGAAGGCGAUGCCGACCGGAAGGUUAGCUAAGUGGCAAAUGCUGUUGAAGUAUGAACCACUCAAGACUUAUUUUCACAAUGAAGAAGUAUUGUUUGUGGGUGAAGAUAUUUCUGAAAUAUAUCCUGAAUGGAGAUUAUUCUUUGAUGGAACGGAAAAUCACCACGAGAAAGGUAUCGGAUUGGAAUCUGGUCAGCUCUAUCCCAUGGCGGCCAAGCUCCAAUUUAAUUGCACGAACAAUAUGGCCGAAUAUGAAGCUUGUAUCCUUGGUUUGAAAAUGGCCAUUGACAUGAAUGUCCACGAACUAUUAGUUAUUGGAGACUCAGAUUUGUUGAUUCAUCAGGUUCAGGGAGAAUGGGCCGUGAAGAACCCAAAGAUCACACCGUACGUGCAGUAUGUACAAAAGUUGUGUAAGAUAUUCCGCAAGAUUAAGUUCAGGCACACUCCUAGAACGCAGAAUGAGUUAGCUGAUGCUCUUGCCACAAUCGUGUCGAUGAUUAAGCAUCUAGAUGCAGAUUGCAUUGAUCCUCUAGACAUCGAGCUGAAAGAAUAUUCCAGUCUAUUGUUCACACGUUGA